This is a messenger RNA of Neodiprion fabricii, 684 nucleotides long. RefSeq lists its product as uncharacterized. Lineage: Eukaryota; Metazoa; Arthropoda; Insecta; Hymenoptera; Diprionidae. The transcript has 3 exons. The record is from RefSeq and is a predicted model, not a curated record. The coding region runs from base 1 to 684 and encodes 227 amino acids.
AUGUGUGAGAAGUAUGGAUGUCGGAUCUUCGGAUGUUCAGAAAGUGACGUCACCCGAAAUUUUUUUUCUCCUGACGUCAUCAAUCUAUACAGACGAAAAUCAGCUGGCCGAAUUUCUCAGUCUGGAAACAACCGCGCAGUAGAGUGGACGUAUGAGAAUCGCGCUCCGCAGAUUUCGAGUACCGGAUUCUCUACCUCUGUGGUUCCUGCACUCCGGGUCCGCUACCUGGUGCAACUCGAGUUUCAGGACAAGCGCUCCGUAGUUUCUGCGCUCCAGGUCCGCUACCUGGUGGAACUCGUCUUCCGGGAUAAGCGUUCCGUAGUUUCUGCGCUCAAGGUCCACUACCUGGUGAAGCUUGACAUUCAGGACAAGCGCUCCGUAGUUCCGGCGAUCCAGGUCCGCUACCUGAUAAAACUCGACUUGAGGUUACAAGCGCUCCGUGGUUCCUGCGCUCCAGGUCCGCUACCCGGGGAAACUCGACUUCUAAGAGAGGACGAGGAGGACGAGGCGAUGGAGGAAGACAUGAGGAACAAGGAGGACGAGGUGGACGAGGAGGAUUUUUCGCGCGAGCCCAAAUUCAGUAGCUGUCAAUGUGCUAAUACGAUUUCUAUAAUUUUUAAAAAUUUUCUCAUAAUCAUCUUAGUUAAAUCUGUCAAUAAAAAAAUUAUAUUAAUACUUACAUAA